AUGAGUUUAUCUGAAAUUCAAGUUAAUAAAAUUCUUGAAAAACAUAUGAAAGGCUUGGAACCUACUAUUUUACAUACAAAAAAACAUACACAUCAUGAAAAUAUAAGAAAUCACAUUAAACAAUAUAUUAAAGGCACUUGUUUAAGAAAUAUAUUAUACAAUCAACUUUAUCCUGUAUUUUUUACUUUAGCUUGUGGUCAUUUAGAUACUCCUCAUAAUAGAACUAAUAUUAAUAAGUUUUUCAAUGCUAGAAUCAAUGUAGUUGAUAAUGAUAUUAAACAAUGUAAAACACAAAAUGCAUCAAAGUUAGUUAUUGAAAAAGUCAAGAUAAGAAAUUAUAAUUCAUUAAUAGAUAAAAUUAUAAAGAAUUUGGAAAUUAGAAAUUUGAAGGAAAAAUCAUAUGAAGAAAAAUUAAAUGAUAUUCUUGUUUUUACAAAAAAAAUUAAUAAUUUUUGA
Scutellospora calospora is the source of this 456-nucleotide messenger RNA. The record is from the annotation of a GenBank genome assembly. NCBI's taxonomy places the organism in Eukaryota, Fungi, Glomeromycota, Glomeromycetes, Diversisporales, Gigasporaceae.